Arachis duranensis is the source of this 1963-nucleotide messenger RNA. Its product is annotated as tubby-like F-box protein 8. Gene Ontology annotation, molecular function: protein binding. The coding region runs from base 509 to 1792 and encodes 427 amino acids. The record is from RefSeq and is a predicted model, not a curated record. The transcript has 6 exons. Lineage: Eukaryota; Viridiplantae; Streptophyta; Magnoliopsida; Fabales; Fabaceae.
ACAUACUUUAACAAAGGCAAAUCUAGAAAAAGAAAGAAAAGGAAAAUUGAGAAGAGGUUUUGAUUAAACAUAAAUUAUUGAAAACCCUUUUGGUUGGUGAAGUAGAUUUAAUGCAGCUUUGGAGUCCGGGUAUCUCAGAGACACAGAGCAAAGAGUCUUGAGAAGAAGACUUUAGCAGUAGCAUCUUAUUAAUUUAAUCUUAGCCUUCUUUUUAACACCAAACACACACAUAAAAGGUUGAGUCUUUUUGCUUUAUUGAAUCUCUCUGAUGCAUAAAGGGGACACUUUUUUUUUUUUUCUUUAUUUGUAUUCAGCUGUAGAUUUCAUCUCUUGUUAAGUAGUGCUUGUGCUUCAGCUCCUCCAGAUCUCUCCAAUUUGGUUAAAGGGUGGCUUGUGGUCUACUGGUCUAGCUUGGAUUAGUUGUUAAGUUUUGAAAGUAUAUGCUCACAGUGGUCAGAUAUAGUCCAUCACUAUAUAUAUAAUUCUAUAUUUGGGGUACGAGCGAAGAAUGUCGUUCCGAAGCAUAGUUCGAGAUGUGAGGGGUAGUUUCGGGAGCUUGUCUAUGAGGAGUUUUGAUGUUAGGCUCACUGGCCAUCAUAGAGGAAAAUCUCAUGGGUCUGUACAAGACUUGCAUGACCAGCCUUUUGUUGUUCAAAGUAGUUGCUGGGCUAGCUUGCCCCCGGAAUUAUUAUAUGAUGUCAUUAAAAGACUCGAGGAGAGCGAGAGCACGUGGCCUGCUCGAAAGCAUGUUGUUGCAUGUGCUGCAGUAUGCAGGUCUUGGAGGAGUAUGUGCAAGGAAAUUGUGAAGAGUCCAGAGUUCUGUGGCAAACUCACGUUUCCUGUGUCCUUGAAGCAGCCAGGACCACGUGAUGGAAUGGUUCAAUGUUUUAUCAAAAGAGAUAAAUCAAGUUUAACGUACCGCCUAUUCCUUUGUCUCAGCCCUGCUUUGCUAGUUGAAAAUGGGAAAUUCCUCCUUUCUGCCAAGAGGACGAGGAGAACAACUUACACAGAGUAUGUCAUUUCGAUGGAUGCUGGCAACAUAUCUAGAUCAAGUAGCACUUACAUUGGGAAGCUGAGAUCGAACUUUCUUGGCACAAAAUUCAUCAUAUAUGAUACACAGCCUCCAUACACUGGUGCCCAUGUAGCAGCUCCAGGGGUUGGGAGAACAAGCCGGAGAUUUUAUUCCAAGAAGGUUUCACCCAAGGUCCCAUCUGGGAGUUACAACAUAGCUCAGGUGACAUAUGAAUUGAAUGUGCUUGGCACAAGAGGCCCCAGGAAGAUGCAUUGUGUUAUGCAUUCAAUACCAAUGUCAGCACUUGAUGUGGGUGGCAGCGUUCCUGGUCAACCAGAGCUUCUUCCUCGCGCCUUAGAGGACUCAUUCCGAAGCAUCUCCUUUUCCAAGUCCCUAGAUCGCUCUAUCGAGUUCAGCAGUGCUCGAUUCUCUGAGAUUGGGGGAUCCUCCAACGAAGACUUAGAUGACAAGACAAGGCCCUUGGUCCUGAAAAACAAGCCUCCAAGAUGGCAUGAACAAUUACAAUGUUGGUGUCUUAAUUUCCGGGGAAGGGUAACAGUUGCAUCUGUAAAAAACUUUCAGCUCAUUGCUGCAAUGCCGCCACCUGCCGGUGUGCCAACGCCAUCUCAGCCGGCUCCCCCGGAGCAUGACAAGGUAAUUCUGCAGUUCGGCAAAGUCGGAAAAGAUAUGUUCACAAUGGAUUAUAGGUAUCCACUAUCUGCAUUCCAGGCUUUUGCAAUAUGCUUGAGCAGCUUUGACACCAAAUUGGCUUGUGAAUAAAUCUUGGAGCAGAGAACAGUGAUCCUACCAUCUCUUUGUAUUUGUCAAUUUAUUUUGUUACCAGCUUCAUCAGAAUAGGCAAUUACUAUUGUAUUAAUCAUUUUAACUGUAGCAAGUCCUUGAUGUAACAAUGUUUAAGAACAUUUUUAACUUUUAAUGUUGUUCUAUGUA